AUGCCUCACCAAACUGUAACUGACAACAGGCUGCCGACCAAGCUGCUCGAGUCAUGGGACAUUACGUCGAUGUGGCUCAGCGAAAAUAGAGACGAUAUUCAGGAAUGGUGGGAGUUCUGUGGCCCACAACUCGCAACACUCGCACAUGAAGCCGGCUACAGCACCGUCACCCAGAUAGAAUUACUUCUCUUCAUUCGCUCUAUGAUUUUGCCGCAGAUAGGACGCUUUCCUCACGCUUCCCGCUCACCGGCUUCCGUGCAAAGCAGAAGCAUACUCACCUAUGACGCUCGCCGAUUGAGUACAGUUGGAAAUGGAACUGCUCUGCGAACGACCAUCCUGAGAUUCGUUUCUGCGUCGAGCCAGCGGGUCAUAGUCUAUCUGCCAAUGCUUGCAAAGCGUCGGACGGAUGUAGACCUUGAAUGGUACUAUCAUUUUCGCGACCGAUUACACAUUACUGAUUGGAUGGAUGGUCCUACUCAUGAGAGUGAACGGCCGUGGCAGGGCAGAACGCCACGAAUGCCCGUUGCGUUCGAAUUUACGCCGAAAGGGAUCAUCGCUAAAGUCUACUUUACACCACCAGCAACCCCCAACAACACUUCCUCUUUCAACACGUUUGCGGAUGUCGUGCGUCCAAUCUGUGGCAACGAUACUGUCGCCCUGGCUGAAUGUCUGACAUUCCUUUCCAGUGACCCGGUUGGGGCUACUUUGCGACCAGAUGUCUUGGCCAUUGACUGCGUGUCGCCCCUGAAAUCACGUAUAAAACUGUACGCAGGGACACCCAUAACCACAUUCACGAGUGCCAUAUCCGUGAUGACGCUGGGUGGACGGAUCCCAGUCCCUCGAUCUUCCAUCGAUGACCUCUGGGCCUUGUUCCGCGUAGUGCUAGGGCUGGACGACAAAUUCUGUCAGGACGAGGAACUACCCGUCCAGAAUCCAUUCCAACCCAGUCGGGCACAUCCUGAAGACUACUACAGCGGCCUACUCUAUUAUUUCAAUCUCGCACCUGGCUCACAGUUACCUGACGUGAAACUGUACUUACCCGUGAUCCGGUACGGGCGUUCAGACGCAGAUAACGCACUCGGACUGCAGCAGUUUAUGAUAUCGAGGCAGAGGGGACAAUACGUAGAUGGAUUCCAACGCGCUAUGGAGGCAAUUGCUCAAAGGCACAAUAUUGGAAAUGGCUAUCGCAUCCAAACCCACAUAACCAUCACGAUGGAAGUCUGGACCGAGGAAAAGGAGCAGAGCGUCGUACGCAACACCCUCACGGGCAAGCUCUACUUCGAGAGCCAGGUGAUCUGGGGCCCCCACGGCUGCCAUGACAGCGCAGAGCGUCUAGCAAACGCCCUGCGAGCGGUCGACUCGCGUUUUGCCCUGAUCCUCGAGAAGGGCAAUGACCAUGGAUACGCAGGACAAGUGCGAUCGAUCAGCGUCAAGGACCAAGACGGCAAUGUCAUUCUGGACAAACUCAGUACCGACGGCAACAUGGAUUCGCUGGCUGAAGUUGUCAUGGAGACCAUUAGACAGCAUGGGGCUCCUUGA
This is a messenger RNA of Aspergillus nomiae NRRL 13137, 1539 nucleotides long. RefSeq names its product putative prenyltransferase. The record is from RefSeq and is a predicted model, not a curated record. The coding region runs from base 1 to 1539 and encodes 512 amino acids. Lineage: Eukaryota; Fungi; Ascomycota; Eurotiomycetes; Eurotiales; Aspergillaceae. Gene Ontology annotation, biological process: alkaloid metabolic process. Gene Ontology annotation, molecular function: transferase activity, transferring alkyl or aryl (other than methyl) groups. The transcript is spliced from 3 exons.